Molecule: messenger RNA, 5501 nt
Organism: Pristis pectinata (smalltooth sawfish)
Lineage: Eukaryota; Metazoa; Chordata; Chondrichthyes; Rhinopristiformes; Pristidae
Gene: ercc4
Product: excision repair cross-complementation group 4
Exons: 11
Coding region: 524-3226 (900 amino acids)
Biological process (GO): nucleotide-excision repair involved in interstrand cross-link repair; resolution of meiotic recombination intermediates; double-strand break repair via homologous recombination
Cellular component (GO): nucleotide-excision repair factor 1 complex
Molecular function (GO): single-stranded DNA binding; damaged DNA binding; single-stranded DNA endonuclease activity
Source: RefSeq, a predicted model, not a curated record
UGCAGCUUCUCUGUUCCAGUUGAACUGUCUUUGUGAUGUCCUGCUUUCCCACAUACAUUGGAAAGCAAACUGGUUCUUCCUUCCAUGACUGUGUGAUUCUCAACUUUCAAACAGCCUUUGUUUCCCCAUAUAAUGGAUAAGCAGAAACUUUCAAAGAAAGUGAAAGCACGCUUGAAAUACCUCCCUGGUAUUUCUCUCUGGUAGCAGUGUCGAGGGUAUAAAGCUUCAUCCUUCCUUAGUUCUGGGUUUUGGGGACCUUAUUCUUCCAAUUGGUAACGCACACGAGAUGCUGGAGGAACUCAGCAAGUCAGGCAGUUCCUCCAGCAUCUCGUGUGCGUUGCUGCAGAUUCGCGGCAUCUACAGUCUCUCUUAUGUCUUCCAAUUUGUAUCUGAAGUAAGGAGUAGAUAUAUUAUGUAGCCAGCAGUUGGCGAUGGCGGUGGAGGUCAGCUGGUGCAAUGCACCGAGAGGUCCCUGUGCCGUCGGAUUCAAAACUCCUCGGCAGGAGAGAGAGUUGCCGGCGUUAUGGCUCCUCUCUUGGAACACGAGAACCAGAUCUUUUUAGAUUUAUUCCACGAAGAUGGGCUCGUCAUCACGGCAAAGGGAUUGGGUGUGGACAGGAUUCUGCUGAACUUCCUCAAGUUGUACUGUGACCCGGGGAACCUGGUGCUUGUGCUGAACACGAACGUGGCGGAAGAGCAAUAUUUUAUUGAGCAGUUACGGUCUGAAGGAGUGCCCCAUCUUCCUCGUAUUAUUACUAAUGAAAUUCCAAGCCAUGAGCGUUAUGCAGUAUACACGGAAGGUGGAGUCUUAUUUGUGACUAGCCGGAUUCUGGUUGUUGAUUUUUUAACAGAUCGUAUUCCUUCUAAUUUAAUUACAGGUAUUUUGGUAUACAGAGCUCACAAAAUCAUUGAUUCAUGUCAGGAAGCAUUUAUUCUUCGGCUUUAUCGGCAGAAGAACAAACAGGGUUUUAUCAAGGCUUUCACGGACGAUGCAGUGGCCUUUAAUCUCGGAUUCUGUCGAGUGGAACGAGUGAUGCGAAACUUGUUUGUUCGUAAACUGUACCUCUGGCCUAGGUUCCACAUAGCAGUCAGCUCUUUCCUAGAGAGACACAAACCUGAAGUAAUAGAGCUGCAUAUUUCCCUCACUCCUGCCAUGCUGGCUAUCCAGACUGCCAUUAUGGAUGUAAUGAAUGCCUGCUUGAAAGAACUUAAACACUACAACGCAUCUUUGGAUAUUGAGGACAUGUCUCUUGAGAAUGCAGUUGGAAAGUCCUUUGAAAAGGCAGUAUGUUACUAUUUGGAUCCAAUCUGGCACCAGCUUGGUGCAAAAACUAAGUCUCUGGUACAGGAUUUGAAGAUUCUUCGUACCCUAUUACAAUAUUUAACCCAAUAUGACUGUGUUACCUUUCUCAAUCUACUUGAAUCUCUUCGAGCCACUGAGAAAACUUUUGGCCAGAAUUCAGGGUGGUUAUUCCUGGAUGCCAGUAAUACGAUGUUUGUGAAUGCUCGUGCCAGAGUUUACGAGUAUCCUGAGGCAAAACUUAAAAUCUCAAAGAAUGUGGCAAAUUCUGAAGCGAAAGAAACCGACCAGGCAGAGGAAAAGAAGGAACUUGUCUUGGAGAUGAACCCAAAGUGGAAAGCAUUGAGUGAAGUGUUAACAGAGAUAAAAAGAGAAAAUGAACCCGGUGAAGAGCUGACUGACUCUGGUCAUGUGCUGAUCUGUGCCAGUGAUGAUCAAACCUGCGCACAGCUGAAGGAAUACAUCACCAUUGGAGCAGAAGCCUUGUUAAUGAAGCUCUAUAAUAAAACUUUUGGGAAGAAUGAGAAGGCUGAGCAUUUAAAUACAGCCACCAUAAAAAGUAAGCCUGGCAAAUCCAAGGCAAGAACAAAGUCUGGCAAUGGCCCUAAAUUAAAGAAGGCAAAAACGGAGACUCUCAAAAAGAAGAAACCAGAACUAACAUUGACUCAGAUGGUUGGAAGAGAAAUUAAGGAAGGUCCUAAGGAAGAGAAGGAGAAAGAAGAUUAUGAAUGUGUUAGUCUGGAACACAGGACUGAAGAAACUGAAGCUGAUGGUAUGAUGUUGAACCUGCCAACAGAUGCCUGCUAUGGAAUCCUGAAAGAACCACUCAUUAUCCUCCAUCCAUUACAUGGCUGUAGUGAUCCAUAUAGUCUGUCACGUGUACUACAUGAAAUUGAGCCCCGUUAUGUCAUACUCUAUGAUGCAGAAUUGUCAUUUGUUCGCCAGCUUGAGAUAUUCAAGGCAGGCAGGCCGGGCAAGCCACUGAGAGUUUAUUUCCUCGUAUAUGGAGGCUCUACAGAAGAGCAGCGAUACCUGACCAAUCUGAGAAAGGAGAAGACAGCCUUUGAGAAUUUGAUAAGGGAGAAGGCAAUAAUGGUAAUCCCUGAGGAGAGGGAGGGAAGGAAUGACUCCAAUCCAGAUCUUGCACGAGAUGCUGGCCUCUCACCUGCUGAAAGAGACACGCGGAAAGCUGGUGGCCAGGCUCAGAAGAAAGAGCAACAGCGCAUUAUAGUGGAUUUACGGGAGUUCCGCAGUGAGCUGCCUUCCCUGAUACAUUGGCGUGGCAUCGAUGUUGAGCCAGUCACCUUGGAAGUUGGUGAUUACAUCCUGACUCCUGACAUUUGUGUUGAACGCAAGAGUGUGAGUGAUCUGAUUGGCUCUUUGAACAAUGGCCGACUCUACACUCAGUGCAUUGCCAUGUCACGGUACUAUAUGCGGCCUGUCCUGUUGAUCGAGUUUGACCCCAAUAAGCCUUUCACCCUGAACUUCCGAGGAUCGGUCCACCAGGAGAUUUCUAUUAAUGACAUUACAUCCAAACUCACCCUAUUGACUCUGCACUUUCCCAAGCUGCGAAUCAUCUGGUGCCCCUCCCCACACGUCUCUGCUGAGUUGUUUGAGGAGCUGAAACAAAACCGCCCUGAGCCUGAUGCAGCUACUGCUAUGGCUGUCACAGCCGAUUCUGAAGUUGUUUCUGAGUCAGACCGAUACAAUCCAGGACCUCAGGAUUUCUUGAUGAAGAUGCCUGGAGUGAAUGCUAAAAACUGCCGAGCACUGAUGAACCACGUAAGGAACAUUGCUGAGCUCGCAAAACUCUCUCAGGAACAACUAGCUGACAUCUUGGGGAAUGCCAACAAUGCCAAACUGAUCUGGGAGUUCAUUCACUCAUCAUAUAUGGAUAAGGCAGCACAAGCCAAAAAUAGAAGGUGAUGUUCAGAGUGGAUGGAAUUUAAUAGACUCUUCUGUGCCUUCAGUUACCAUAACCUUUUCAACACAAAAGUCUUGUUUAAAAGAAGAGUUAUCAACUUAUUUAAUUAUAUUAAAGCCAAUAGAAUUGUAAAAAUAACAGAAAUAUCUUAUGAAAAAUGGUUCAAAUAGGUUUCUAUUUAUUUUAGUAAUAACAUCAGGAACUCUGUUUAAAGUAUUCCCAAGUGAAUUCCAGCUUCAACAGUUAGGUGCUUUGCUGAUCCAUAAGUAUUUGACGUGAGGAAGUUUGCCUAAUCCUUUUAACUAUUUAAUUCAUUGGGGAAAUAUGAAAAAGUAUUGAAUAAAAGGGACAGUAGAAUAUAAAAGUGAUUGGGUCAAUGCUUCUUUCAUACAGGAGACUUUUUAAAGGCAAUUUUUAUGAAUGCUGAUAUCAGUCAUUGAAUCUAAACAACCAAGGUGCUUAAUUUAUUUAUGUCUGUAGAUGCUAAUAAACUGUAGUUUUUUGCUGCUUUGCAUAUACUUGCUCAACUUGCCUGUUUCCAUUCAUCAUAUUGGAAUCCUCCAUCUAGCAGUGCUUUUCAUAUAGUCAUUGGAGCCAUGUGCAUGGGGUAAUAGGGAUCUUCCCAAGGACUAACUCUUUGAAAUAGCCCUUUGUCAUUAUUUUUACUCAGAUCAGCUGAUCCUUUAUUUAACUUGCUUAGCACAUUCUGUAACUGGAGUAACCAAAUUUCAUGCCUGCUGGAUGGCGUGAAAUUUGGAUCAGUAGAUUCUGCUAUGCCAUUAAGCGACAAGGUUUAAUGGACUGACAGAUUUAAGGAAUUGUUUCUGUAGCCUGUGAUGUACAUACAGCCUUAAAAGGAAUCUCUUGGAUUUCUUUUCUCUUGUGCUCUGAAAUCAAUAGAUGAAAUUUUUAUAAAUUUAUGUGACACAAUAAAGCUAACUACAAAAUGGAUAAAAUUUAAUUAUCUGUAUGGAUUUUGGAAGCUUGAUCUUAACUUGAACUUUUUUUGACAGAUCAAUUGAAACAGUACCGCACCUUUUUUUGUGUGGUACAUUCCCCUGGAUAAGCAACUUCUGAAAUAUUUAAGAAAAAAUUUUAGUCAAAAAAUAUCCACUGACUUUGGGGUUCAAUAUUUAAGGACAGAAACAGAAAUCGCAUGAAACUUUCUCAGAAACAUUUUAAGAAUUAACACGAAAUUAAUGAGGGAUAUCAUACACCUUUCAGAUUGGUUAAAGGCUGGGGAAGUGCUCAAAUAUUGAAUUGGUGCAUUUUGUACUUGGAUAUUUUAAUAUUGUAUAUGAGUUUGGUAAACUUUCUAGUUGAUAGAAAUUGUAGCACUGAAAUUGAUGUUUCAUUUUUUAAAAAAGUCAACCCUUUGAAGAUAUUGAGCAGUUAUGAAAAUGUUUGGUGUGUUUUCUAUUUUUAUUGAUCUUUUGUUGUUAGCACCAUGUCCAAGAGUGGGUAUAAAUGAUUGACACCUCUGGCAAGGAUUGCUCUGUGGAGUCCCCAAUCCCCCAGUUCCCACUGAGCAUUCCAGUACCCUGCCAUAUCCAUAAAUCUAAGAGUGGCCUUUCCUGCUUAAAAAUCAUUGUCGUGAAACAGUAACUCUAAGCAAGAAUGGACUGCAAUCCUACACCCAUUACAAACCGGUAUCUAAGCAAAUAAGCACUUUCUUUCCCCAUCUGCUGAGUGUCCAUUACAAUUGGAAUGCUAUUUCCAUAUUUAAAUCUACAAAUCAAACUGUUAAGAAAUCCACAAUGAUAGUUUUUGUUUGCAACAAGAGGAUCCCAUUUAGACCCUGAAGCUUCCAUUUAAUACAGUGGAUAACUUACAGCCUGGUCAAAUACCUGUCUUUGACUCGCAUCCUUCGAUAGAUUUUUGUUACCUAAAUUAAUCUCAGAGUUAAAAUUGCAAUUGACAUGGCAUUUAUCCACUUUGUGGAACUGUGUUCCACGUCUUUAUCACUCUUUACAAAGUCAUAGGCACAGGUUUAACAUAAAUGUGUUGAAAUUUAUUAAAAAGAGACCAGUGGAGCAUGACCGCUGAUGGCUCAACAGCGAACCCCCAUGAAAGAGAGUUGAUGGGCACAUGAGAGAGAUAUUACCAGAGAGAGGGAAUGGAACUGAUAGGAUUGUUCUGCUGGGAGCUGGCAAGGACUCGAUGGACAUUGACCUCCUCCUACGUCGUAAUAAGAAAGUAAAGUCUGAUAUUCUUAUUGGUUGAUAGGAUCACUCUACCCGCUAAUCUUGAAAGGUAAUCUGAAGCAAAGUGUGAAGA